UCCCGGCAAAUUUGCGGAGUGUCGCUCGGGCCGCGACUUUCGAGAGGCGCUUGCCGGGGCCGCGGGGGCCGCGGCGCAGGUGAACUGUGUCCCGCGGAGUCGCGGGCUCCAGCCCGGAGGGCGCGCAGGUGGGAGGCACCGGGCGCGCUCCUGCUCCCCCCGGGUCAGGGCACGCGGCUCCGGGGGUGACUCUGCACUCGGGUCUGGGCGGGGGCGCGCGCCCCGUCCGGCCGCCAGUCUGUCCUUCCGUGCGUACGCCGGUCGCACCGCCGGAGCCCCGCAACCUGCAACCGCCCUCGGCGGAGGGCCUGGCCCUCGGCCUGAGGAGCGCAGGCGGAGGGCCCGAAGCUAGGCGGCUGGCGAAGCGGGACCAAUGGGGCGGCGGCCCAGCAGCCGGCCCCGCCCCGUCCCGCGCCGCCCCGCCCUAUUCGCGGCUCCCAGGCGCGGCGCUCCGGCCGGGCGACCGACGGACCGACCCAGGCGGGCCACCCGGCUCUCCUCGCCGCCGCCGCGGCGGGCGCGGGGCCGCGCGGAGAGGCCUGAUCCCUGCAGCGCGGGCGGGAGGCGUCGCCAAGCGGAGCGAGCCUGAGGCGCCGGGACUCCGGCAGUUCCCAGGACAGUACCUGCCUCAGAGCAGACAUGAAUGAGCAGCAGACACGUAUGAUUCUAUAGAUGUUAAAGGAGCCCGUCGGUGGAGGAUCCAAUAUCACCCCAAUCUUUUUGCUUGUCUGACACCAGAAAUGCCAUGACUGAAUUCUAGAAGAACAAGUGUCCGGGUGAAUAUCCCCCGCCCCUGUCAGCAGACGAAGUAUGAGUACCAUCUGCCGUUCUGAGCUUUCUGAACUUCCAGCUUCCAAACGGAGGUGAAAACAAAACGCACUGAAGGAUUCCUCUGGCCAUUAUUGGGACCAAUGUGUUCCUGCUUUGCUCCCUCUCCAUUGCCCCCUUGAUGUUGGUGAGAGUGAUUUCCCAGUGAUUGCCUUGGCCCAUUCAACCAGAAAACAGGAUUCUCCUCUUCUUUUGGCCACUAAAUGCCUAUGUGUACCACACACAGCCGGGAGGGAAGAAGGGCGGAGCUUCUUGGAUGAUGAUGGACAUUCCACUGGACAGGAUGAGGGCAGAGAGUGUGCCAUCGACACCACAAGGGUGCAGCGUGAACUUCCUCAUCUCCCUUCCCAUCCAGCUCCCUGCCUCCCGUGUCCACCAUGGUGUUUGGUGAGUUUUUCCAUCGCCCUGGACCAGACGAGGAACUUGUCAACUUGAACGUGGGGGGCUUUAAGCAGUCCGUCGACCAAAGCACCCUCCUGCGGUUUCCUCACACCAGACUCGGAAAGCUGCUCACCUGCCACUCGGAAGAGGCCAUUCUGGAGCUGUGCGAUGACUACAGCGUGGCCGAUAAGGAGUACUAUUUCGAUCGGAACCCCUCCUUGUUCAGAUAUGUUUUGAAUUUUUAUUACACGGGCAAGCUGCACGUCAUGGAGGAGCUGUGCGUGUUCUCGUUCUGCCAGGAGAUCGAGUACUGGGGCAUCAACGAGCUCUUCAUCGAUUCCUGCUGCAGCAAUCGCUACCAGGAGCGCAAGGAGGAAAACCACGAGAAGGACUGGGACCAGAAGAGCAACGACGUAAGUACCGACUCCUCCUUUGAAGAGUCUUCUCUGUUUGAGAAGGAGCUGGAGAAGUUUGACAAGCUGCGAUUCGGUCAGCUCCGGAAGAAGAUCUGGAUUCGAAUGGAAAACCCAGCCUACUGCCUGUCUGCCAAGCUCAUCGCCAUCUCCUCCUUGAGCGUGGUGCUGGCCUCCAUCGUGGCCAUGUGUGUCCAUAGCAUGUCGGAGUUCCAGAACGAGGACAGGGAGGUGGAGGACCCUGUGCUGGAAGGUGUGGAGAUCGCGUGCAUCGCCUGGUUCACUGGUGAGCUCGCCAUCCGGCUGGUGGCUGCUCCCUGUCAAAAGAAAUUCUGGAAGAACCCUCUGAACAUAAUUGACUUUGUCUCCAUUAUCCCCUUCUAUGCCACCUUGGCUGUGGACACCAAGGAGGAAGAGAGCGAGGACAUUGAGAACAUGGGCAAGGUGGUCCAAAUCCUCAGGCUUAUGAGGAUUUUCCGAAUUCUCAAGCUUGCCCGGCACUCAGUAGGACUUCGGUCUCUAGGUGCCACACUGAGACACAGCUACCAUGAAGUUGGGCUGCUGCUUCUCUUUCUGUCUGUGGGCAUUUCCAUCUUUUCUGUGCUCAUCUACUCUGUGGAGAAAGAUGAGCACACGUCCAGCCUCACCAGCAUCCCCAUCUGCUGGUGGUGGGCCACCAUCAGCAUGACUACUGUGGGCUACGGAGACACCCACCCAGUCACCUUGGCCGGGAAGCUCAUUGCCAGCACUUGCAUCAUCUGUGGCAUCUUGGUGGUGGCCCUUCCUAUCACCAUUAUCUUCAACAAGUUUUCCAAGUACUACCAGAAGCAGAAGGACAUUGACGUGGACCAGUGCAGUGAGGACCCACCGGAGAAGUGUCAGGAGCUCCCUUACUUUAACAUUAGGGAUAUUUAUGCACAGCGGAUGCACGCCUUCCUUACCAGUCUCUCUUCUGUGGGAAUUGUGGUGAGCGAGCCUGAUUCCACAGAUGCUUCCAGCAUCGAAGACAACGAGGAUGUUUAUAACACCGCAUCCUUGGAGAACUGCACAGCAAAAUGAGCAGGGACAUUUGUGCCUGUAUCUUGUGUCCCUUCCUGAUGUUAGGUUAACACAGCUUUAUAAACCUCAAUGGGUUCGUUAAAAUCAUUUAAUUCUCAGGGUGUACCUUUCAGCCAUAGUUGGACAUUCAUUGCUCCAAAAUGAUAGAAUCUUCUUUAUUUUUCUCAGUGAAGUGAAUUAAAUGCCUUGUUCUGAAAUUUAUUUUUUACAAGGGAGAGUUGUGAUAUGAUUUUGGAAAAAAAGGUAAAUGGUAUCAGGUGGGAUUUAUUGCUCCGGCUUAUGUAUCAUUCUGUGUUUGUCAUCUACUCACAUUGAGCUAACUGUAAAUUACUGACAAGUAGAAUCCAAGGCCCAGCUGACUGAAGACUACAUGCAUGUAAGAUCCACAAAAUGAGACAAUGCAUGUGAAUCCAUGUUUGUGUUCUAGACAUGGAAAUUAGGAGCCUAAUAAACUUGCCUAAUUCAGUAUGGAGAAUGUCUUGGCUGUAUGUUUUUAUGUCAAGUUAAGUGCAUGUCAGUAUGUUCAAAAUCGGUUUGGAAGGGAAAUGCUCUUUUUGGAGUAUCAAGAGCCCUUGCUGGUUCGUUUCUGAAUUUUGGGUAAACAUCAACAAUGGGCUUGUUCUUUUGUUCAGGAGACUGGUGGUAGUUGGCAGCGAGAAAGAUCAUGUCCAGCGUAAACUGAUGAAACGUGUGCACGUUUAGGACAUACUUGAGUUAGCAUAUAUGCACGAAGCGUGGGCCCUUACAGAUAUCCUUCUAGUCUGUAUUUUGUAUUUUAUAAUUUCUCUUGUUGAGGUAAAACCUCAUCACCUGAAAAUGAUGCAGAGCAAAGCCCCACAUUCACAGGCAGAGACACACUCCGUGAGUGGAAGAAAGGAGAAAUGUUGUACAAACACACAGUCGUGAUUCAUUAUGGCCAGAGGAGUGAAACUUUAACCACUGGAAAAAGUGAUGCCAGCAACUAUAAGAUGAGCCGCCAUUUAAAAAUCGCCUUCGAGACAGUAAUGUCUGCCUCUUCUCUAAAAGCCCCUCCCACUGAAGGAAGACAUACAUACUCGUUUCCAGAGCAGUGACGGAGCAAUUCCAGCCCAGGUGGAGAGAAUUUAGCUAAAACCUUAAUUUUGGAGAUGUAUGGUGACUCUAACUCCUGCUGUCAGCCUGAGUUCUUUCCCCGAGAUCCUUCUGAAUGGAAAAGCGCAUGGAUUUAUUAUACAACUUCCUAUGUUUGCAGAUGCAUUUCAUUGAAAAAAGGACGUCGUCUGGAGGUUAUCUGAUGAAGAGAACUCUGACUCAUCCCUCAACAUUUCCGUGCCUUCUGAGACGGAUAUAACCGAACAGGGUUUAUAGUCACUUUUAAAUCUGGUGGUUUAUUCAUACAUGUGUGUCAGCCCCGCCCAUCUAAAAAAGCUUUCUUUUCCCCAAAAUGCCUUUUUGAUGUUGGCAUAAGUAUAGUUUUGAAGCAUAGCGAAGGAAUUUGGGAUCCAGUUUUAUUAAAGAUUUCCCAAUUAGUAGUGAAA
Messenger RNA from Ailuropoda melanoleuca (giant panda), 4198 nucleotides. It is a transcript of the gene KCNS3, whose product is annotated as potassium voltage-gated channel modifier subfamily S member 3. Gene Ontology annotation, molecular function: protein binding; voltage-gated potassium channel activity. NCBI's taxonomy places the organism in Eukaryota, Metazoa, Chordata, Mammalia, Carnivora, Ursidae. The record is from RefSeq and is a predicted model, not a curated record. Gene Ontology annotation, cellular component: voltage-gated potassium channel complex; membrane. Gene Ontology annotation, biological process: action potential; potassium ion transmembrane transport; protein homooligomerization. Bases 1206 to 2681 code for a protein of 491 amino acids. The transcript is spliced from 6 exons.